This is a messenger RNA of Pocillopora meandrina, 6500 nucleotides long. Lineage: Eukaryota; Metazoa; Cnidaria; Anthozoa; Scleractinia; Pocilloporidae. The record is from the annotation of a GenBank genome assembly.
GGCGAAAGACGGUGCAAACCAGCCCUGGCUGGAGCAACAUUUGGAAGCGGAAGGAAUUCAGCGAAGUUCUGGAGGCUUUCGGCCCAGACGGUACUGGAAGUUGCACGCCUUGUGUUUUUCCUUUGCCUUUGGAGAGGCAUCAGUGCGAAGUGGGGAAUUAACCGUCCCAAAACCCCGCAAAAUCACUCGAGACAACACAGAAAAACGAAGGUAAGUGGUUAUUUAUCUGACUGUCUUCAAGCGAUUUUGGGGAUGAAAUUUUACGAUUUGCGGAAUUUAUGACACAUUUCUCGGGAUCACUUGCGUCUUACCGAGAUCGACCGUUGCAAAUUACAAAUAAUGUAAGAGUUCAACUAACAAAUAACUAACGUCACGUGGCCUCAAACACACAGGUUGUCUGCCUGUGCGUGAGCAGUACAAAGCUCAUUAUCACUUACAAGAUCCUGUUUGCUAGACAGGAAUUAACUACCCGAGAUCUUCUGCUGCUACGCUCUGGAGCAGGAUUAAAGGUCUUCACGACUUCCUUUACAGCCAUACGUGUUAACACGACCCAGUUGUUUCUUUCUUGUUUUGUUGGUAAAGUCACGGAUUCAGUUUGAAAACAAGGAAAUUACACUUGCGAAGGGACGGUGGGUCGAUAUCACAACCUCAAGGAGCCACAGUUCACCCGUUUUACUGGGAUGUCCUGAUUCUCCCGGUAAAAGCCCUGAACUUGUCCCAUAAAAUAACAAUAAAUAAUAUGACUGUAAUCUGUAAUGCUUAGGGAUGGACCUCUCCUAUUACUCUCCAGGUACGAUUUUUCGCUUCCAUUCAAAAAAGAAACCACCGGUGGCUAAUUACUCCUUCUCCAUAACUGACGGGGGGGCAGAGAUGAAAAGUCUGGUAUAAAAUGCAACAAAAACAUAUUGACGUUAUGCAUACCUUGAAUAACUGUGCGUUUUCAGCUCUUCAGAUUACGAAUAAAAAGCUCAAGGGUGUCAUUGCUAUCAAAGCUGUUUUCCCGCAACUAUCUCCGCAUAACAGAGCUGAAGAGAAAAGAAACAAUUACAAAAGCCGAGAGGGAACAUAAUUUCUGCAAAAAGGUUAUGUUAAAUUUUAUUUCUCUGUUCCUGUAGAACGUAUGAUGUGAUACCGCGGUCGCAGAUUUUCGGCUGUUCACAGUCUUUCGACUUGAACAUUCUUGAUAGCUUCAUAGAUGAUAAUAUAAAUUGAGGACCAUUUACUAUUCUUCCAUAUAUCAGUUUGAAAGCUUUCGGAUGACUGAUGGGAUUAUUAACAAAAGUAAUCGCCUCAAGGGUUGUUAAAGUUGCUAAAGCGAACAAAACAAUCUUUGAAAACAAUCCUAAGACAACUACUUUUGAUGUGUUGUCCUAUGAUGAAUAUCAAAAGUAACUUUGGCAUUAGACCAAAAAAACUUGACCGCUGUCGAAAUGUAAUUGCGGAAACCCUAUUAGUAAGCGCUGGGUCAAGGUUUAGUUCUUGAUGUCGUGUUCACAAGCUAACAGCAUGAUUGUUUUCGUCCUUCUUGUCGAAUUGUUAUCUCGAUGUAUUUAUUUAGUAAAAAAUGCGAUAAAGUGAAUGUUUAAUUAAUAAUAACUACUAAUUUGUCCAAAUUCAUAAAAUAAUCUAAAAACGAUAAUGGAAUUAUUCUAUAUGUACCUUUGUAUAGUACGUGACGUUUCCCAAGCGAGCAUGUAGAUAUUUAUUAACAAAUUUUGAAGUAGAUGGCAGUAUUUCAAACAGGAACAAGACUUCGGUGAAAGUGUUCCAACUGCCUUGUUAUCGCGAUUGCGUAUAAUAUUGGACAAAACUAUUGCGAACUUAACUUUUCUUAAGCAUGUGCAAAAUUAAUCACCAACAAAUUUAGGAGAACACGGCUGCCUUCCCAACAGGAGAAGAACUUACGAGGAUCAGAUUCUCAUUUCUCCUAGGGUAAACAUCCUCUACUGAAUUAUCCUGCGUUUCUAGGUUGGUGAGAAAUUAUUUACCAAAAUAUUUUGGAUACUACGGCAACUUUCAAAACAGGAAAAAAAGUUCUAAAGUGUUCCAGCUGCCUUGAUCUUACACUGCUGAGAUGUCAGGGAAUCUUUCACAAACUGCAUCUCUGAGAACAAGAGCCAUUAACUAGUCCCACAAUGCUUGACACGCAACGAAAAUCUAUACACAACCUUGAAGUGUCAAAAAGAAGUAGUCUAAUUUUAGUGCUUUGUAAAUGUUUUUAAUCUAAUAUAUAAGGUUCACAUAGCAACCAGGUGAACAAUCAGACAUGGUUUGAUGCUACUCUGGUUUACAGGUUUAAUGAAUGUAACCGAAUAAGUUACAAUUCAUAGACCCAACGUUUCGAUACUCCUGUCUAGUGCGCGCCUUCAUCGGGGGUGAUCCAAACGCUGCAACAAGAGGUCCUUUUAUACGCUCACUAACUAGCUGCCUUUUUUCUGACGAGGUGUAAAUAGGCUUCAGGAAGUUAGCCGCAAUCAUCACGAUUUAAAGGAGCGUGAUGAUCAACAGGUUUUUAGUGCAGCUAUGGGUUCACCCGUCUCUGCUGUCAUUGCCAACAUGGUUGUGGAAGACGUGGAACAAAGGGCCUUAGCCACUUCACCAGUUAAACCCUUUUUCUGGAAACGAUAUGUCGAUGAUGUUAUUUUGCGGUAUCCGGAAAUGAAGCGGAACGCCUCCUAUCGUAUUUGAAUUCAGUGAAGCCGUCUAUCCAAUUCACCCUUGAGCGUGAAAAGGAUAGACAUUUGCCCUCUCUUGAUUUAAAUGUGUCCAGAGGGGUUCAGGGGAAUUUAGAGACAAGUGUCUAUCGUAAACCUACCCACACCGACAAAUACAUCGCUUUCGAUUCUCACCACCCGAUUUGCCAUAAAAAGUCUGUAGCCAAAACUUUACUCAGGAGGGCUGACUGUCUACCAUCUUUACUCGAUUCUAAGGCUGAGGAGAGGAAAUAUGUUUCUUAUGUCCUAAAGGCGAAUGGCUAUACAAAACAUUUCUCCGUAACUGCCAAAAACCAGUUACAGCUUGUAGCACUUCUGAUGAAAGGGAACCAGCGAAUGGUUUUGCUGUUAUUCUUAACAUUCCGGUUGUUAUGGAACCCAAUAAGAGAAUUUUGAAUAGCCACAACGUUGAUGUUACUCAAAAACCUUUUAAGACUUUAGGGCAUAUUUUUGCCAAACUUAAGGAUCCUGCCACGAAAGAACAACGAACCGACGCCAUUUAUUCUAUUCCUUGCAAUGACUGUGACAACGAAUACAUCGGACAUACCAAACGCCAGUUUGGUACACGUUUGAAAGAGCAUCAAAAAGCGGUUUUCUUUUGCAAAAAAGAAAAUUCAGCUUUAUCGGAGCGCACAUGCCUAACUAACCAUACAAUUGGGUGGGAAAAGUCUAAAAUCAUCACCACCAAUCGGCGUUACAAUCAGUGCCUUUGUUUGGAAGCUUGGCAUAUCAACUCCGCCCACGCUCCUUUAAAUCGUGAUGAUGGCAGCUUACUUCCUUGACGCCUAUUUACCCCUCGUCAGAAAAAAGGCAGCCAGUUAGUGAUCGUAUAAAAGGACCUCUUGUUGCAGCGUUUAGAUCACCUGGAAAAAGCAGAAUUGUAAUAAUAUCCUAAAUUGAUACCCAGCAUGUUUAACCUGUGGACCGGAGAAAAAUGAAACAUGCCAAAAUCGUAUAAUACUUCGCAACUUCUCCAUUGUGAGACUUGUGAGUAAAAUAUCACGCCCUCGUCUUGCCGCGCGUUUGAUUGAAAACGAGAAUAACUCAAAAUAAAUGUUCUCUCAAAAACUAGAGAUAAUUUCCUCGAUCAGUACAUCUUGUGUCAUCAACAUCGUUGCAAGAAUUCUGUGCUUUUGUAAAACAGGAAUCCUCUUCUUGGGUAGACUUGUUGGUUCCAGAAAGUGAGCGCCUCAUUAGAAAACAGCUGUGCGCCAGCGCCUGCUCUCUGCGAAAAUUUGGAGAAGCUAGACAGGAGUGUCGAAACGUUGGGUCUAUGAAUUGUAACUUCUUCGGUUACAUUCAUUAAAUCUGCAAACCAGUGUAGCAUCAAACUAUGUCUGUUUGGAGAAGCUGUUGACAGCUCCUUACUUUUAACAAAGAUUGUCAAAAUCCGCUGUUAAACUCUGAUAGUUUUUAAUGAGACAGAAUUACUUUUAAGCAGGACCUGCUUUUUUUUUUGCAAAAGAUAAAGAAAAAAAACUCGCACCUUCUUCAUUGUGAGACUUGUGAGUGAAAAAAUAUCACACCCUCAUCUUGCCACGCGUUUGAUUGAAAACGAAAAUAACUCAAAUACAUGCUCUCGCAAAAGCUAGAAAUCAUUGCUUUGAUCAGUAUAUCUUGUAUCAUCAGCAUAGUUACACGAAUUCGGCGCUUUUGCAAAGAAGGAUCCUCGUGUUAGGUAAACAUGUUGGUUCUAAAAAUGAUGAGCCAGAAACAAGGUCUUUAAUCGCCUCUAGACUCUCCACAGAAAACCGUUACUUUCGAUUGUAUUUAACACCAGUAGUAAGACCAAAAAAUAUAUUUGUACGUUGACUUUUUUCUAGGUGACUUGACUAACAUAUAGAGAGAGAUGGUUUAAAUGAGUCACUGCAAUACGGAUAAAUUUAAUUAUUUUUGAAAUUUGCGAACCUUUGGCUCGAUUCACUAAACGAGGGUCAAGUCUACCCUUGGGUACACCGAUGGAGAUUGAUUUUACUAGUGCAUAUUUAAACUACCCACUCCCCCAGUGCAACAAAAUUAGAUCAGUUACGAGCUUUUCCGCCUCCCUUCGGCCAAAUUCCCUCAGGACUAUCAAGUACUCAGGACUUUUGUUUGAUGCUUAAUGGAAAAGUUGACCCGGAACAAUAGGCCAUUUCUUGAUACGACGAUUACUUCAAAUAAAGAUAUUUGUGGCCAAGAAAACUAUGAAAAGCAGUUACAAGUCUUUUCGAUAGUUCACUUCUCUUGUCUCAUCCUUGUCUUUAAGUGAUUGAAAAUGCAACUCCAAGUAAUCAAAAAAAAAAAAAAAAAAGAAUUGCAAGGGUUUAUUUAUAGUCCUUAGGAAAGAAACAGCAUCCAACAUCCAGCCUGCUAAACAAUAAUUUGCAUUUUAAUGAACUAAAAACAUUUUUCAACAUAACUGGUAUGAAUUAGUCCUUAAAAUAUCUGCUCCAGAUCCCCAGAAGAAGUUGCUCAAAAUUUUCAAUUCCUUGAGAAUAAUUCCCUCUGGCAUAAAAUUGGAACAAAUGGACCGCCAGUUCUAAAUUUGCUGUUAAAAAGUUGAUGGAAAUGGCGUACGGUUUAAUUAGUUUUGAAUCUGUCUAAAGGGAAUUUUUCCGUGUCUGUUGCAGUCCAGGUGUUUUAAGUCAAUUCUUUACUCGCUUUUUACCGAAACGCACACUGUUUGGAUAUGAUAAUAUAGAAACAAACUUUGACUUUGAUAUCUCACUCGUGCCCUUUCUAAUCAGUUGUGACACCCCUUGUCACGAGCCCAUCUAUUUCUAAACCAAAGUUCUUCUUACUCGGGUUUAGGACCCAACUAUAGUGAACACCCCUUUAAGGAAAUUUGGUUUCUUUUCCUUACCCCUCACUCCUUAAUUCCUCUCGCCUCUUCCAUUUCCUGUUACCUCAAAUUCAAAGCUGGUGUCAGAGGAGUUAGAGAGCAUAUUAGUUAUUUACCACUUUCUACUCACAUGCAGCAGAAAGUGGAAAGCGGCAUGCACUAAAUAAGUUUUUCGUUAAGGCUAACUUUCACUUUACAAUUUGAUUAGCAGCAACAUGUGGAUGAUAACCUUGUUGAUGGUGGCGCUGUUGGCUCAUGUCACGCAAGGUGUAUUCAGGUACGAUACUGGCAAGGGCUUGGUUUACGGGCUAUCGGUGGUGCAGGAUGUCACGAUUGAAAGGCCAUACAGCAAUCACUACGGUUUGCCGUUCCUUCUCGUUUCCCGACAUCCUGGUUAUCCUAACAAGCGAUCGCUUGUACAGUUUGAAAACCUACCAAGGUCCUGCCCAGCUGACAAGGUCGUUUCUGCGAAGAUGUACCUAUAUUAUGUCUACGCACACAAACCCAGCUGGCAUCCCAUCACCAGAACCCCUUUUGUUCCCCGUUAUAUGCAGGUUCAUUUAGUGAAAAAAUCCUGGAACGAGCAUCAAGCUACCAGCUCCAAGCGUUCAUCAUCUACCUAUUGGUCGAAACAAUACCUUGGUUUGGAUAACACUGACGCAGAGGCGAACCCCCAGGAUGUAAACCCCGUCGAUAUCUUUCCAUAUCGCCCUAGAGGCAUCGUGGAGUUCGACGUCACUAAAGCAAUCAUAGCGUGGCAGAAAGGAGUACCCAACUACGGCCUAGUGAUCCGUGCAAUUAACGAGUUAGAAAUCGGAAGAGGGAUUCGAUUUGCAAGCAGUGCAGAUCACGAUCGUUCAAGACAUCCGUACGUUCUUGUUCUAUGCAAACAGUAAAGAAAACAUGUCAUUCUUGCCCUCCCUAUUAUAAAGAGUAGAGUUUAAUGGUAUCGUAUAACAGAUGGG